UUCAGCUUUUCAACUCCGAGUUGAAGUAGCAGAGGUAGAGCAGGCUGAGGCCCCAAGCAAAAUUUCCACAAUCUCCUGAACUGAACAUGCCUGCCGGCAGAGGUCCGUACGCUUUCGGAAUCUUUUUCUCUCACAACCUGCAGCCAUCAGCCCACUCGAAGCGACCCAGCUCCCCAGGCCACGCUGAUUAGACGAGAUCUGGGGGUUGUUAAUGGAGUUCCUGCCCAACCCUGAUAGCCCUGGCUCCAACAACAGUGGGGGGAGCAGCCCGAACAGUAGCCCCAAGAACUCAGUGACGGCGGCGCCGUCUUCGUCGUCAGCCGCGGCGGCGGCAGCUUCUGCUUCUUCUUCUUCUUCUUUUUCUUCUUUUUCUUCCUCCUCCUCCUCCUACUCGGCUGCGGCGCCUCCUUCGCUGAGCCGGUAUGAGUCGCAGAAGCGGCGGGACUGGAACACGUUCGGGCAGUACUUGGGGAACCACCGGCCGCCGCUGUCGCUGUCGCAGUGCAGCAGCGCGCACGUGCUGGAGUUCCUGCGGUACCUGGACCAGUUCGGGAAGACGAAGAUCCACUCCCACGUCUGCCCCUUCUUCGGCCACCCCAGCCCGCCGGCUCCCUGCCCCUGCCCGCUCCGCCAGGCCUGGGGCUCCCUCGACGCCCUCAUCGGCCGCCUCCGCGCCGCCUACGAGGAGAACGGCGGCCGCCCCGAGACCAACCCCUUCGGCGCCCGCGCCGUCCGCCUCUACCUCCGCGAGGUCCGCGACGUCCAGUCCAAGGCCAGAGGCAUCAGCUACGAGAAGAAGAAACGCAAGAAACCGCCGCCUCCUCUUCCUCCGCCGCCGCCGCCACCGCCCGCCGCUGCCUGAUCCAUCGCCUCCUUCCUCCCAGAUAUGCUUUAGAUUUUUACCUUCUGUCUCCCGAUUUGGUCGCCUUUAUCAUUAAUUUAUGCCUUCAUUUUCCGACGAUCGUUCGAACAUAUAUAUAUUAAUCAGAAGCAUGUAAUCACAUAAACUUGUGCUCAUGCAAAGCCCGACGACGAUCCAUGACGUGAUGCUCAGUCAGUCAAUCACCGAUCACGGCAACUUUCUUUCCUUCUUAUAGAUACAUAUUCAUUGCUGCAAAAUGUUACUCUUUUACUUUCCCAUUCUAAUUCCAUUUCCUUGCUUUCAAAAACAGCUCUUUCGACUUCCAUUUCCCAGGACUUCUCUUUAUGAUCUGACACUUGCAAUCUUUGUUCUCCCUUUUGGCAAAAACAUAGUCUUUUUGCUCUCUCGGGAAACCAAAAGCUGAUGAUGCCAAUUCACCCUAAUCAAUGCUUACGCUAGGAAAAAUUAGUGGAUGAACAGUUGAUUAUGAUGCGAGUGUACGAUAAAGAUCAAUUGACGGAAUGUGAUAUGAUCCUUAAAUAUAGAUAUAAACAUAAAUCUAUUAUUUGUUUGUAAAAUAUAAUCUGGCCGACAACACGAAAUUGUGGUUUAAUAGUCUUUGGCUACGGUUGGUUGGCAUCGUGUAACCCUUUUAAAUCCUGCCACUGCCACCACUGUCAUUGUGAGAAUACUUAAUCAUUUUUAGACUCUAGAACACUCUCUGAGAGUUCUUGGGAGUAGUGUAAUCACUUUGUAUAUUACGUUGGUGGUACUUAGCUCGUUUUAUCUUUAGAAAUUCCUUUGCUUUGAUCAAUAAAAGCAUCAACACAUGUGUAAUUACUGUAUAAUAGUACAUUACUACACUCCUCCCCCUCCCAAAAUAAAAGAACAAUAAUGAUUAAUUUUUAGUGAGUCAAGAACCUCUCUGUUGUCCAUGCAUGAAAUAUGAAUUGUGCUCUUUCUUGUUCGUAUGAAGUUCUGUUCAGUGCUCUUUUGUCGAUUCAUACAAUUAAUGGAAGCAUAUAUCAAGAAAUGAAUGCACUUGACCCUUUUCAUAUCAAGACAGAAAUGAAUCUGCAAGCU
Messenger RNA from Zingiber officinale, 1945 nucleotides. RefSeq names its product protein LIGHT-DEPENDENT SHORT HYPOCOTYLS 4-like. The record is from RefSeq and is a predicted model, not a curated record. Gene Ontology annotation, cellular component: nucleus. The coding region runs from base 212 to 862 and encodes 216 amino acids. The transcript has 2 exons. Lineage: Eukaryota; Viridiplantae; Streptophyta; Magnoliopsida; Zingiberales; Zingiberaceae. Gene Ontology annotation, biological process: mRNA transcription; response to light stimulus.